This is a messenger RNA of Nanorana parkeri, 933 nucleotides long. Its product is annotated as olfactory receptor 6X1-like. Gene Ontology annotation, molecular function: olfactory receptor activity; G protein-coupled receptor activity. The transcript has a single exon. Gene Ontology annotation, cellular component: membrane. The coding region runs from base 1 to 933 and encodes 310 amino acids. Lineage: Eukaryota; Metazoa; Chordata; Amphibia; Anura; Dicroglossidae. Gene Ontology annotation, biological process: G protein-coupled receptor signaling pathway. The record is from RefSeq and is a predicted model, not a curated record.
AUGCAAGUGAAGAAUACAACUUCCAUUACAGAAUUCCAUCUGUUAGGUUUUUCGUUGUUAACCGAAGUAGGAUUGUGCCUAUUUAUCAUGGUAUCCAUUGUUUACAUUGUGACCAUCGCAGCUAAUAUCUUCAUCAUCUUUGUCAUUUUUACUGAACAACGUCUUCACAAGCCCAUGUACUUCUUUAUUGGUGGACUUUCAUUUAUAGAGAUCUGGUACCCUACAGUCACCGCUCCCACACUGCUUUGGGCCUUACUAAUGAGGAAACAAAACAUUUCUCUUGCCGGUUGCAUGUCUCAGUUCUAUUUCCACUUUUCCUUAGGUACGACAGAGAGUUUCCUCCUGACCGUAAUGUCCUAUGAUCGAUAUGUAGCCAUCUGUAAUCCUUUACACUAUUUUGUCAUCAUGAGUCCAGGGAAUUGUAAGAAGCUUCUUAUUAGUUGCUGGGCUGGAGGUUUUAUGGUUAUCGUUGUUCUUUGUUUACAGGUUGCAAAUCUUUCAUAUUGUUAUGGGAAUGAGCUUGACCACUAUUACUGUGACUUUGCAGCACUGAUCAAAUUAUCGUGCAGUAAAACCUCUAGCGUAGAAAUGUUAUUUUUCAUAUCUGCUUGUUUUGUAAUAUUGGGCUGUUUUCUGCUAAUUGUUAUGUCCUACAUUCAGAUUAUACGUACAACAAUGUCAUUUACUACUUCAAAUGGCAGACGUAGGACCUUUUCAACAUGUGCAGCUCAUCUAAUUGUGGUUUGUCUGUUUUAUGUCACCAAUAUUUUCAUGUUUGUACGACCUACCGCUGAUGAUACUUUUCACUUGAACAAAUCCGUUUCUAUCAUCCCCUCUGUAGUGACCCCUCUGCUAAAUCCCAUAAUUUACACCUUGCGAAACCAAGAAGUAAAAGAAGCCGUGAAGAAAGCAAUUCAAAAACUGCAUUUUUAA